Colletotrichum fioriniae is the source of this 1734-nucleotide messenger RNA. NCBI's taxonomy places the organism in Eukaryota, Fungi, Ascomycota, Sordariomycetes, Glomerellales, Glomerellaceae. The record is from RefSeq and is a predicted model, not a curated record.
AUGCCUGACCAGUCCGCCCAGUUGAACCCGCUUUCGCGCGUCGAGAAGCACUGCACCACCCUCCCGAAUGGAAACCAAGAUCCGGAAUCCCGAGACGGGCCCCCUGUCUACGUGGCUACUGAUCCGCCCGCCGCCGCCCCGCCGUCUCGACAACGUACAUCAAGCUCCAACAGCGCCCCAUCCAACCUGUCGUCCCCCGCUCCAUCGAGUGUUGCGGGUGGGCAGGCGACUUCACCGUGGACGUCAUUUGCCACACCGAGUGCAAUUCCUGAACUCGAUAUUGCGGCUAUCCUCAAAGAUGCUGUUGAUCAAGUGCAGCGAUUGAGAUUGCAGACCGUGUCUGCUGCCGUCGUCACUCAGGACGUCAGGGUCCCUCCUGAGUUGGCAAAGCAAUGGAUCAAGAACAUGUUCCUCAGUCUCGUGAACCCGAAACUCAUAGAGAUGAUCCCGGAUCUCCUUGGAUUGCCGCAUGUCCACCUCGAUCCGGCCAUUUUGGUCGUGUACUACGGUGUUCUGUACCACGGCUGUGCUCUAGGCUCGACCGUACAGGCAAAUGAAGAAGGACACAAGUACAUCCGGAUGCUCUACGUGUGCUGUCUUCGAACUCUACCACUUUGGCAGCGCGAAGCAACAGGGUCCACGACCGACCUCAUCGCCGCUCUCACCAUGGUCAGUAGCGCUCCUUCGCCCCUAUCUAGCAAGCCCGUCCUACGACUAACCACCGCCCCUGGACGACAGUGCCGUACGGCAGCCGAGUGUUUUGAUGAAGAACUGGCUUGGAAAAUGUACACCUACGCCUGCGAGUACGCCCAAGCACUCAACCUGCACAACCUCGACGCCUACACCACUGCGAUCGGCCAGGACGAAGGUCAACUGGAUUCCGAUCGCAAGGGUUUCUGGGAAUUGAUCCAGAUUGACUUCUUCUUCAGGUUACUGUUCAAUCGCCCGCCGGCCAUCACGGAUAGCAUGAAUACGUGGAAGGUCAACUUGCCGUGGCUAUCAUCUGGCAGCGCGCCGCCGGACCUCAAUGCUGUCCCGACGGUGACGUUCCUCAUGGGGUCAAGGCUUACAUUCAUUCUGUCGCACUUUUUCCAGGACCUGGAGUCGCCGGAUUGCGAUGAAGCCACCAUUCGACCGAAAGCUGAAGAGUACUGUCGAGAGAUUGGCGAGCUCUUUGAUGAGUAUCAAAUUGAAGAUUGGAUUCAACGAAGCGUAGCAACAGCCGCAAAAGCCGACUGCUGGUUACUAGGCGAUGUAGCCAUGACCGGGUACACCUACAUCAUCUUCAUCCUGCGCAAACUCGCCGUCCUCAGCUCCAACUCACCGCGCCCCGUAUCCUGCGACGCGGACAUUCCCGACUCCCCGCUGGCCGUCGAGGCAUCGAGGGGCAUGCUGAGAAUUGUGCGGGCUAUCCUGGUGCACAAUCCGUAUCCUGAAACUAUGUGUGUAUUACUGGGCAUCUACCGCGCCUACGUCUCUUACGCUUGCCUCUUGAACCAUAUCCUUCGGGCCGUUGAUGUGAGAAGCCAUCACGACGAUAUUGAGCUACUGGAGGAGGUUGGAGAAGUGAUGCUCAAGGGGUCCAGGGACGAUCGGGACUUUAUGCCGUUAUUGAGGGCUAUACAGAGUCUCGGCAUGGAAGUGAAGAGGAGGCUGAAUGACGUUGCGGCUACGGGCUCUGUCUUGAAUGCUUUGACUCCGGUGACGAGCAUAGGUGUUGGGGCUGGUUAUUGA